CAGUGCUCCUCCAAUCACCCCGCCCCCAAACAGACGCAGUCUCUGCAGCUCUUUUCCCCUCCAGCUCAACAAAUCAAGGUUUACUACAGCUCAGGAAGACACUUUAUGCUAGCAUAUUCAAAAUCACUGAGUGUGUGUGAAUGUGAGCAUCUAAACCUUCAAGAUGGGCUGUUUCCAGUCCAAAACUGCUAAUGUCCAGUCCCCUGACCUGCCUCCGCUGCCGGACACCAAUACAGAUCUGGCUAACGGGGAACAAACGGAUCAAGAUCAAGUACCAGCUUUUAAGGAAUUUGGACUUGCAGAUCUCCGGGCUGCAACAAAUGGUUUUAGCAACGACUUGAUAGUUUCGGAGAGUGGAGAGAAAGCACCAAAUGUUGUUUACAGAGGCAAGCUUCGGAGUAAUAGGCUUGUUGCAGUCAAGCGCUUCUCAAAGCAGUCAUGGCCAGACCCACAGCAGUUUGUGGCAGAAGCUGCUGGAGUUGGAAAGGUUAGACAUAAGAGAUUGGUGAACUUAAUUGGAUGUUGUGCAGAAGGAGAUGAACGCUUACUAGUUGCUGAGUACAUGCCAAAUGAUACACUGUCAAAGCACCUCUUCCACUGGGAUAAGCAGCCACUUCCUUGGGAAAUGCGCGUAAGAGUUGCAUGCCACAUAGCACAAGCUCUUGACUGCUGCAACUCUGAGAACCGGAAAAUCUAUCAUGACUUGAAUGCUUACAGAAUUCUUUUUGAUGAGGAGGGUGACCCUAGGUUGUCUAGUUUUGGCUUGAUGAAAAACAGCCGGGAUGGAAAGAGUUAUAGCACCAAUUUAGCUUACACUCCGCCUGAAUUUUUAAGAACAGGCAGGGUAAUCCCCGAAAGUGUGAUUUACAGUUAUGGAACUGUUCUUCUGGACCUUUUGAGUGGAAAGCAUAUUCCACCAAGUCAUGCUUUAGAUUUGAUCAGAGGGAAAAAUGUUUUAUUGCUGAUGGACUCAUCCCUGGAAGGACAAUAUACUAAUGAAGACGCAACUGCAUUGGUCGAACUUGCCUCAAAGUGCCUUCAAUACGAGGCCAGAGAUAGGCCUGACCUCAAGUUUCUUCUUACUGCUGUAGCGCCCCUUCAAAAGCAGGAAGUUGCAUCGCAUCUGCUGAUGAAUCUGACAAAAAGCCCUGUCGUUUCACCCACAAUGGUGUCUCCACUAGGAAAGGCUUGUUCGAGAAUGGAUCUUACUGCAGUGCAUGACAUCUUGCUCAAAACAGGCUAUAGAGACGAAGAUGGCGCAGAUAAUGAGCUUUCAUUCCAAGAAUGGACACAACAAGUUCAAGAUAUGAUAAACACGAAGAAAUUCGGAGAUAUCGCGUUCAAGGACAAGGAUUUCAAGAACGCAGUCGAAUACUAUUCCAAGCUGGUGUCGAUGAUGCCUGUGCCAUCUGGGACGGUGUUUGUGAGACGAGCCCUCUCGUAUCUGAUGAUAGAGCAAGCGGAGCUAGCACUGAGAGAUGCAAUGCAGGCCCAGGUUUGCUUGCCUGAGUGGCCGAUGGCCUUCUACAUGCAGGCGCUUGCCCUAUCGAAGCUCGGAAUGGAGACCGACGCCCAAGACAUGCUCAACGACGGAGCAUCAUUAGAAGCCAAGAAGCAAAACAGUUGGCGCAACUAGCUGCAUGAUUGAAUGAGGUGAGAGUGAGAGUAACAUAAUGUUUGGUGUAGUUGAAUUAGCUUCAUACACAAAAAAAGAGAAAUGUAAAAAUAUUUUAUUAGGGUUGUUUAUUGAUGGGAGUGAAUGUUAAUAUAGGUUAAGGUUUGCAAUACGCAUCAUAUGUUUUUGUAACUCUUUCUCACACACAUACCUUUUCCGCCCGCCCAAGAAUUGGCAAUCAUUCUAUCGAGA
Molecule: messenger RNA, 1867 nt
Organism: Salvia hispanica
Lineage: Eukaryota; Viridiplantae; Streptophyta; Magnoliopsida; Lamiales; Lamiaceae
Product: serine/threonine-protein kinase BSK2-like
Biological process (GO): protein phosphorylation; brassinosteroid mediated signaling pathway
Molecular function (GO): ATP binding; protein binding; protein kinase activity
Source: RefSeq, a predicted model, not a curated record